AUGAGUAUCACGGUCACCACCAUUAAUCCCGUAUCGACAAUUAAAGAGAUGCCUUUGUCUCGGAACCGGCCGCACAUACUGUUGUCCAACAACAACGGCACGUCGAGCACGUCCAAUGACUCGUGCAUAUCGCAGUCUGACUGUGGUAGUGAUCACCUGCCGUCGUUACUCAAGUACUCUCAAAUUCUAGAGAAAUCCAACGCUGCCACCGUCAACAAACUGUCGAAAAAGUGCUCCAAACCGUCAAACCUCGACAUAAUCGUCGACAAGGCGACAAGCAACAUAGAUUUGUACGUGGAAAACAAGGACGCCCUGUAUGGCAUCGGAAAAUCGGCCACCGCUUGUCUUCAGCCAAUCAUAAAGCAUGACGAUUUGAGCGGCUCACCAAAUUCAAAGGUCGCGUCACUGAACAAACCGAAAAAAAAAGGCUUCACACCUGACUAUGUUUGCAGUAAGUACAGCAGUAGCUUGAGCAAAUUUGAAAAAAUCGAGAUAUUUGGUUUCCCAGAAGUAUAUUUUUUUGGCAUUGAAGCAGACAAGAAGCAACGACCUUUCAAUGGAACACAAUCGCUAUUUGACAAUGAUCAAGGUGGCUAUGUUUUUGUCCCUCAUGACCAUGUUGGUUAUCGUUAUGAGUUGCUCAAAGUAAUUGGCAAAGGCAGUUUUGGUCAAGUAGUCAAAGCAUACGACCACAAGCUGAACGAACAUGUCGCACUCAAGAUUGUCAGAAACGAGAAACGGUUUUAUCGGCAAGCCCAAGAAGAAAUCAGAAUAUUAGAACAUUUGCGCAAGCAAGAUAUUCACAAUUUAAUGAACAUUAUUCAUAUGUUUGAUAGUUUUACAUUCAGAAAACAUAUGUGCAUUACUUUUGAACUUCUAUCCAUCAAUUUGUAUGAACUAAUCAAGAAAAAUAAAUACCAAGGGUUCAGUCUUCAAUUAGUGAGAAAAUUUAGCCAUUCACUACUAGUAUGCCUCGAUGCUUUAUACCGAAACAAAAUAAUUCACUGUGAUAUGAAACCAGAAAAUGUUCUCUUGAAACAGCAUGGCCGUAGUGGAAUCAAGGUCAUUGAUUUUGGUUCAAGCUGUUUUGAACAUCAGAGGGUGUACACUUACAUCCAAAGUCGCUUUUAUCGAGCACCUGAAGUAAUCCUGGGUGCAAAAUAUGGACUUCCAAUUGAUAUGUGGAGCUUAGGUUGCAUUCUCGUAGAACUAUUUACCGGUUUCCCAUUAUUUCCAGGUGAAGAUGAAACUGAUCAAUUGGCUUGUAUUAUUGAACUUUUAGGAAUGCCACCUAAAAAGCUUUUAGAUGCUUCAAAGCGUGCUAAUUAUUUCAUAAGCUCUAGAGGGUAUCCAAGGUAUUGCUCCCAGACCACAUUACCUGAUGGCUCAACCAUUCUCAAAGGAAGUAUAUCACGGAAGGGUAAAGCUCGAGGACCACCUGAAUCUAAAGACUUAUCAAAAGCGCUCAAAGGCUGUGAUGAUCCACUGUUCUUAGAUUUUAUUACUCAGUGUUUGGAAUGGGACCCUGAGCGCCGUAUCACACCUGCUAUGGCGCUAAGGCACAGUUGGUUACGUCGUAGACUUCCGCGUCCCCCAGCUGCUGAACAUCAACAUUAUUCACAAGAAAGCACUCCUACUAGUUUAAGGGUAAAAUUAUCCGAGUCAAAUCAUCAUCAAACAUUGCCCAUGCAUUCCAGGAACUCUCAGAUAUCGGGUAAACUACCCCAGAUCACAUCUACAUGUAUUAUGUAA
Macrosiphum euphorbiae (potato aphid) is the source of this 1752-nucleotide messenger RNA. Lineage: Eukaryota; Metazoa; Arthropoda; Insecta; Hemiptera; Aphididae. The record is from the annotation of a GenBank genome assembly.